Messenger RNA from Toxorhynchites rutilus septentrionalis, 13763 nucleotides. It is a transcript of the gene babo, whose product is annotated as TGF-beta receptor type-1. The transcript is spliced from 8 exons. Gene Ontology annotation, molecular function: activin binding; activin receptor activity, type I; ATP binding. The coding region runs from base 945 to 2849 and encodes 634 amino acids. Gene Ontology annotation, cellular component: activin receptor complex; plasma membrane. The record is from RefSeq and is a predicted model, not a curated record. NCBI's taxonomy places the organism in Eukaryota, Metazoa, Arthropoda, Insecta, Diptera, Culicidae. Gene Ontology annotation, biological process: nervous system development; cellular response to growth factor stimulus; activin receptor signaling pathway.
ACCAAUUCCUUGGGGUUGCUGCGAUACUCCACCGCUCGGCAGCUUGUAUUUCGCGUGUACUCGCGAUCCUGUUCGGUGUGUGCGUUUGCUUCUGCGGCGGUGCUGUCUCUCUGCCGAUGACAGCGAAAUUCCUUUCCUUCACUCGGUCUCAAUUUCGCACAUAAAAUGGCCAUCGGUGAAGAUUGAUUCGGUUCGUUGGUUCGCGCUGAGUUUUGCUGGUGCCGUUGUGGAUUGUUCGCUGGCGGCGUCGAUCGUCCGUCCGGGGGCAGCGGAAUUUAUCGGUUCCGGUUGUUUGGAAGUGCGAAAAAACGCGAGUUAAAAUUUGUGUGCGGCGGGUGCCGCAAGGCGAAAAAAAGAGAUUUUGAUUUACCGUGACGGAAGGAAUCGCGUGCAAAAAAAAAAAGGAACAUAAAUAGGAAGAAGUUGAGCACUAUUCCAGUUCCAGUGACGUAUUUUUCUGGUGUGUGAGCCAGGAAGCGGUUUGCGAAAAUUAGGGAAACGAUUCCGGACCACGGUCCUGUGCAACCCAUCUCGCUUCCAAAGGAACGGAAUUUGGACAAUUUGUUUGUGACAGCUUAAGAAUCUGUCACGUCGCGUACUUGUGUUUUGAAUGUCAUACGUAAUAGCGAAAAUAUUUUCGUAGUAGUUUAUGCUGAUAAAUAUAUUCUUGCGCUACACAAAGCAAGCGUUAUUUCGGAAAAUAACAAAAUAAUCAAUCCAUCAAAGUUACUGUGUUUGUUUUGAUCGUCAAGUGUGUGAGCUGUUUUAUUUCCUACGCUGCAAAUGCCAACAUCGAAAUAGUGAUUGACUUGCUCACGAAGCCGAAGCGAUUAAUGAUGCAAUGCUAUUUGUUCAAGUCCCUAAGAAGGUGUGUGAUUGUGUAAAGAUUGUGAAUCUUGAAAUUUGGUUCUGUGGAUAAUGUUCUGCUCCCGAUUAUCGCUGAAAUGAUUCACUUAUUCGAAGGAAGAAUGUUAGAGGCGGUCGGUUCCAAAACAAUGAGCAGCAGUGGCAGCAAGUGUUUCGCCAGUAAUUGGAACUGCUUGCGAUGGGCUGUGAUCGGGCUGCUGGUGCUAACGACCGCUGCCGGAUUCAGCGGAAAACAUGCGGCAAAUGCAUCGAGGAUUCUACGGCACAGCAAUAGCAAGCGCAGCAGUAGUCCCAAUGACUAUCACGAUUCGGCGACGGCGUCGUUAUUCAAAGAGCAGCAGCAUCAGAUUAAUGGGAAGUAUUCAAACUCGAACGAGAAUGGUGGAGUGCCGUCAGCCGGAAGCGAUGACAGCAUUGGUCCCGGAGUGGAACCUGGAGUGGCGGCGGCGGCAGCGAUCUCAUCAGCGCCGUCAUCGCUGUCGCAUAAUUCGCCGCAAACAUUGACGCUGACGGCGGAUAAAAAUAAAACAAAAUUAUUAAAAUGUCACUGUGAUAUUUGCAAGGAUCAGAACUAUGUGUGCGAAACAGAUGGACUCUGUUUCACGUCGCUGUCGUACGAGCAAGGCGCCUACAAGUACCAGUACAGAUGCAUUGAGCGACGCAUCCUCACUCCUCCGGAGAAUCCGAUCUGGUGCCGGGAGAAAUACGCUGAGUCCGCUGGUGGAGGAGACGGUGGGAGCCACGGGUUUCACACGAUGGGCUGUUGCGAUACCAACUUUUGUAACUCUAUGCUGUACUUUGGCGCCACACUGAACGGAAUGCAACCCCACGAGGUGAAGGAACUGGACAGUGUUCUGUUGAUCCUGCUGGCCGUCGGAGGCGUGGUGACUUUCGCGGCCUGUGCCAGUCUGAUGUUUAUAAUGCUGCGGCGAAGGAAGCGCAACAGCGGAGCCCGACAGAUUCUGCCCGAGGACUCGGUGUGCGGUGCGAGCUAUCCCAUCCUCAACGGACACACGACCAUUCAGGACUUCAUCGAGAUGACCACUUCCGGAUCGGGAUCGGCCGGUCUGCCAUUGCUGGUGCAGAGAUCGAUCGCCCGUCAAAUUCAGCUGGUGGAGGUCAUCGGAAAAGGACGUUUCGGCGAGGUUUGGCGGGGCAAGUGGCGCGGUGAACAUGUCGCCGUGAAAAUCUUUUCCAGCCGGGAAGAGUGUUCCUGGUUCCGGGAGGCGGAAAUCUACCAGACGAUUAUGUUGCGCCACGAGAACAUUCUCGGCUUCAUUGCCGCUGAUAACAAAGAUAACGGCACCUGGACCCAACUCUGGCUCAUAACGGACUACCACGAGAACGGAUCAUUGUUCGAUUUCCUGACGUCACGCUGUAUCGACACGAAGACGAUGGUUGAAAUGGCCUAUUCCAUCGCCACCGGGCUGGCCCAUCUGCACAUGGACAUUGUAGGAACCCGGGGUAAGCCAGCGAUUGCCCACCGAGAUCUCAAAUCGAAGAACAUUCUCGUCAAAUCGAACCUCACUUGCUGUAUCGGAGAUCUGGGCCUGGCGGUACGACACAAUGUGGCCACCGACACGGUCGACAUUCCGUCGACCCAUCGGGUCGGAACGAAGCGCUAUAUGGCUCCGGAGGUUCUAGACGAAACGAUCAAUGUAAAUCAGUUCGAUUCGUUCAAGCGCGCCGAUGUGUACGCCUUCGGACUGGUUCUGUGGGAGAUCGCACGACGAUGUAACAUUGGUGGAAUCUACGACGAGUACCAAUUGCCUUUCUACGAUGUGGUGCAACCAGAUCCAACCAUCGAGGAGAUGAGGAAGGUUGUUUGUACGGAUCGGCAGAGGCCGAGCAUACCGAACCGGUGGAUCGCUUCCGACACGUUGCACUCGAUUUCGAAGGUAAUGAAAGAAUGCUGGUACCAGAAUCCGGCCGCACGUCUCACCGCACUCAGGAUUAAGAAAACACUCGCCAACAUUCGCUAGAAGCGGGCUGCUAACGGAGGCGAACCGGGUCCUUCGUGGGUAUAACAAAGCCCUAGCUCUGCACAGCGCGGGGCUAGACAGAAGUGAUGAAAAGAAAGAAAGAAACAAAAAAUGUGAAAAACAUAAACUCUCGAUUUAGGAAUUAACACACUUUUUAGCUGGUAAGAAUGAUAACAUUUAAGGACAAACAAAAGUGUAAUAAGUCGGUGGUUACUCGUUUGGGAUAAAGUUUACAAGCUAUUGUGAAUGUAGAAGUGAAAACAAAAAUCUUUUAUAUAUAAAAGAAAACAAUUUGUGUAGAGGAGGUUAGGAAGAGAUGUAUAUUACGUUUAAAAAAAAACAAUGAUAAUACACCAAGUCAAACGUUGGUGAGUUGACCUUACGUACUAUCAUUUGCGUUGUAUUGAUCGGUUGAUAAAUAUGUUGAAUGUUUGAUUUUAUUGUCAGGCUAGUUUCGAGACAGAUACAUAUUAAUAUAUUGUUAUUUAUUAGUUUACUUUAUUUAUCAUACGUAUUUCUUCGUUUAGGAGCAACAUCCACACAUACACACCACACACACAGACAGACAAACACACGUACAGAUGCAACGUGAGAACAAAGAUGACGAUUAAGUUGUUAUUGUGUCCCAUUUUUAACAUAUCCCUUUCCUCAAAGAAAGUUGAAAUUAAGAGUAAAACACAAAAAACCGUACCUCCAUUUACAGAUGAGCAAAGUAAACGUUUAAUCCUCAGAAAAAGCAGAAGAGAAGAAGAAGUGUUGGACGCUGUCAGACUCGUUACUCACAAUUUUACACAAACAGACUUUGAUAAUGAGAAUAAACAGAUUGACUUCCAUUUAGAGACUGUUGAGAUGAAAAAAAAACUGUUAGAUUAUGAAAUAUUUUUACUAACUGGUAGCGGUAUUCAGUUGUGGCAGAUUUUCUUUCAGUUAUAUCUAAGUUUUAGACGCAUAAUUUAGAGAACCAUUAACGAUUGUUCAAACGAUGGAAUUGGAGAAAAUUGCAAUGUCUCAGUGUUUGACUUCCACACUCUCAUUUAGAUCACUUUGAAAAACAUAGCCUGCCACACACACACACAAUACCGUUACCGCGCAAUAGAUACCUUCAACCAAGGAAACCAUUCUAAAAUCCUCAAUAACUAACUAUAAACCUCCCCAUAUUCCUAUCUCUUCAUUCCUAGUUUUGGUAGUUUAUCAACACUCGUUUCAAUCGUAUUAUUUUUCACCUGUUCAAAGUAGAAACCAUGUAGAUAUACGAGUAUAAUUACGAACAAACAAAACUCCAGAAAGAUAAACAAAACAAAACAAGUAACUCUCAGGCAUAUGUGGGCAAAAUGUAAUUUUCCCCGCCCUUCCAUCCUCCAUCUACUAUGUUUUCUUCUCGAUUUACACACGCCAUGUUAGAAUGUUCAUACUGAAUGAUACACGAAUAAUAGGCUUCCCCAAAAAAAAAACCCGACAAAAACGUGUUUAGGAUGUUUGGUAGGGCGAGAUCAAAUUUGGGCGACCAGUGUAACAGAAACGAAGAACCGAUAAAUGUGUUUUUUUUUUUUUUGCAGAAGAAGAUGAAGUUUGUUUGAAAAAAAAAACAUAUAGCGUAGGAAAAUUCAAUUGAAAAUGAAGCUUCGGAGAUCUUCAGUUUGGGAAAGCACUAGAGACAACAUAAAAAUUUAUCGUUUAUUUAGCUGGUUCUAAAUAUCAUUAACGUUUCGGUUCAGUCGAAUCUUUUUCUUUUUUUUCGGACACCGAUCCACACACAUACAUAUAAAACAAUCAUCCAAAAUGUCAAUACAACUGGAGAGAUACUACAAUGUGCGGGCGCUCGCUCUGGAUCGUCAAACUGAAGAACUUCGGAGUACGUAUUUGAAAUUGAUGUUUUGUUUUGCUGGAGGACAGUUAAAGUCUGUAAUUACCAGGCUUGGAACCGAUGUAUACCACAUUUCACAAAUGAAGAAAGAUUUUUGUUAGAGGCCGUAAAAAGGAUAUGAAAUGUUCGAGAGAAAAUGAAUAGUGAUGCGGCAUGAGAGGAUGCUUUUAAUAAUAUGCAUAGAAUUUUAUUCUAAAGAAUCAAGACAAAGGGUGGGAGAGAUGGUGACACCCGCGGUGAGAAACAAUUGACCAAGUAAUUUCGUUUUAAUUUUUUCCUCAUUUCUAUUGAAAACUUCAAAUCAUUUCUAAUCAUGAUCAUGAUUGAAUUUAGAUACAGUAGUGAUAAUUAUUAUUUAUCUGGUUUAAAGCAAUAGUAAUUUUAUUUACAGGGAUUUUUUUUGUCAAUUCUUAAAUACUUGACGUGAGAAUCAAUUGUCCUCUGCGUCAUUCAUUCCUCUACAUUUCAGUGCCCUCAGAAGAAUUUAAUAGUGAAUGCAGUGAGGAAAAAUUUCAAGCAAAACCUUCGCCUCACACGAAGACAACACCUUGGAGGCAUAAAUAGCAUAUUUGACUCCUAUCAUCAAUCGGAAUCCGAUUCAGUAGAAUGGUUCGAUAAUCAAUCGGCGAUGGAGAACUGAUGGUAUAAACUCUAGACAACAUAUCGGCAGUCAUGUUGUGCCUCCCACUGACGUGUUUUAUGUCCGUUGUAAAAUGAAAAAUAUAUUGCAACAUUUUCUCUCUUCGUGAUGUAGGCUGUGAGGUGUAUACAGGACAUCAUCAGUAUCCUUUCCCCCUAAGUAGUUGCUAUACGAUGUAGUUGAAAACAUUUUUGAAGGCAAUGUUGGUUGACAUCAUUUGUGUUGCCGCCCAGUCUCUUCGGCAGAACACGAAAGGUAAGCCGUAUCGGUUCAUCGCCUCUCUGUGCAAAGUUAUUGUUGUGAAAUACUCUACCGAAUACUCCUCAAGAAAAAUACCAUAUUCACAUAGACUACAAGCAGAAUUCGAAGUCAUGGCAUGUUUAAAUGGAUUAUGAUCAAACAUUGACAAAAUUUUUAAUGCGUUUGGAAAUCGAUCCGACGUUCCAUGACGGAUCGCUUGGCAAUUUGGCCGCAAAGGCAGAUUAGAUGGAGUGAUCUUCCAGCUCACACGUAGUAGCAACUAAGACGCAAGCAACAUCACCGACACAGGAGAAUCUCGGUGAACAAAUCGUUCACUUCGCAACAGAACUACUGAAAGAGGUAAGAAACUAACAUGUUAUAUAUAAAAUUGCACAGAAUUAAUCUUCUUCCAAACUCAUCGCAAUCAAAUAAUCUUUUAUGACUAUAAUAUUGUAAUUUAUGGAAAGAACUACAAACCUUCCAUAAACUCACAUUGCAAAAUUUAAAACCAUCAUCACUUUCACCGCAGCGCCGCCUAGGUGUAGAUUUGUACGUUAGAUCGCAAAUUGACGAAUUUACGUUGGAUUUACAACCAGACGGCGCAGCGAGUAAAAUGAGGAUGUUUUGUUUUUUUGGUAUGAAAUUCGUUCAAAUUUUCUAGAAAAAUCAGAAUUUAUCUUCAAAUUUCCCGGUUUCAUGUAUUCUUUCCACGCUGAAAAGGUUAGAAAAUCAUCAUUUUACAAUGUGCUAUGUGUAAUAGCUUGUUAUAAGAGGAAUGGCUUGUUAUCAGUAUUGUAACUUUAUUUUUGUUCAACUAAGUAAACGAUGAAUAGGGUGUUUUGCGCUAAAAAUACUACAAAUCCUUCUCGUAUCGGCCCCUACAUAACCAAUGAAAUCAGCCAAUUUGAUAUGAUAUCGAUUUCAUCGCAAUUAUCCAUAGUAUCAAUAACCGGUAUGCAUUAUCAAACUUAAUAUUUUCGAAGAUUAUCUAUGACUUUGGUCAAAUCGCGUGUUGAAACCAUCGUAAAUAUACAAAACCCUAACUUUCUUACCAUAUACUGAUGACAUUCAAUGGCUGAAAUGAAUCUACAUUGAAAUAAAAUGAAUGAUCACCACCGAAUAUUGCUUUACAGUGCGUAAAAUAAACAAACACCCUCACUUUUGUGGUUCUGAGCUCUAAUGUAGAUGUCGCAUGAGCUGAUUCAGCUUUGCGUAAAUUCGUCAAUAGUCUGAGUUGCUUAUAUUCGCGAUGACAAAUGUACAGUGUCAACGUCUGGUGGUGAUAUUAUUAUUUCAAUUAAAUUAAAAUUUUUAAAUUUUUAUUUUAAAGCAUGUUUAUUCCACCUGAAAAUCCAUAGAUAUGUUCGCCUCCCAAUGCAAGCACACGAAGCUUAAUGCCGUCUACGCGAAUAUACUCUUCAAAAUCAGAAUCCGAAUUGGAUUACGAUUCCAAUAAUGCAAAAGCAAAGGCGGCAGGUUUUCCAUUUUCAUAGUCUUUAUUUUUAUAGCGAAUUCGUUUUUGUUCAGUUUCAACCCCAGUGCCGCACUAACUGCUGUCAAAAAGUUAGUUUAUUCACUCAGUGUCGCACUAGUUCGCCCCAAAAGCUGUUGAACCUAGUGCGAAACUAGGUUGAAACUGAGUGAAUAAAAAGAAUUCGCUAUAAGAUCAUUUCAAAAUGUAUAAGCUUUAUCAAUGAAAAACGCAAAACAAAUUUACAUGUCAAUAAUUGGCAACCUCGGCUAAUAACCUGGAAAAUUCGUGUUGGAAUACUAUUUACCAAAUUCUGCUGAACGGAUUUUUCGAUAUUUUUCCGAAAUUGAGACCUUGAGCUCUUCAAUCGUAGUGUACCGUUUUCCCUCAGUGUAGAUUCUGCGUACAAGGAUCCCUCCAUGAUUCUCAACAGGAUUCAAGUCUGGAGAACGAUCCCAAAAAAUAGGUUUUUGAUCCUUAAUCCAUUGCUUAGUUUCCUUGCAGCAUUGUUUUGCUGGAAUGAGAACUUGUUGUGACCAUAUCCACGAAAAAAACUCCAGGACAUGUAUGUAUUCCUUGAAUGAUGUGAAAGCUAUCUUGAGCUUUCCGGUUCCACAGAAUUCAGCCCAAACCAUGCACGAGCCUCCACCAGAAUUCCUGGUUGAAAAAUACUGUUCCUUCUUCCGUAAAUCACGCCAGUACCCGUUGAAACCAUCAGGACCAUCCUAAUAGAACUUUUUUUUUUCGUCAGUGAAGAUAACCUAUACAUUGAGGAACUUUUCGUUAUGGUAUAUAGCAAAAUGGAUUUUUUGGAAACAUUCUUUGUCAUAACAUACCAUGUCCCGCUGUCGGUUCAUGUGAGGUUUGGCAAAAUUCAGACGUCUUCCGAUGUAAGAUGGUGUAAGAUGAGGAGCUUUAACCUUUUAACCCCUAUUUAUGGGAGGAUUUUUUACCAAAACUUAACGAAUUGCCACCCGGGUAACUUUGAACUUGAAAUAUUGCUUUAUUUGCAUAAGCGAUUUUGAGGUAUUCGAAGCUGUUCUAGCUUUUUUCCGCUUAUUCUGGUCAGAGAGCUUUGAUUUACGUGGAGCUCUCUCCUACUUACCGUAUCCUUGAUGAUUCGUGAAAUAAUUGAGCACUACUUGAUGGGAUCGUCAAAUCCGACGAGAAAUUUCUCUGAUGCCAACAUUCUUUGUGUGGACACCGACUGGACAACGUCGUUGCUGGACGGGCUGGACGGCGAGGGAUCGAGUGCCUUUCUCAAGGCAAGAGGGCGGAGGUGGUAGCGCUGGAGUAGAAUAGAGUAGAGUUUUCAAAGGGCCUUUCUCAAGGCUAGAGACGAAUGAACUGCAAAAGUUUAAAGUCUCUAUAAUACAAUACCUUCCUUCCUUCCUUCUGAUGCCAACAUUUUCUUGGUGAAAUGCAUCGAUUUGCCUUUCUUUUCUCUGCGUGAGCACUUUUCCCUUUGGCAUUUUCCAGAUUUAUUGAUCAAAAUAACUAAAACAACGGAAAAGGGUAACUGGUCUUAUAGAAAUUUGACACUUGAAAAAUACAAAACCUUUGGUUUACGCUCAGCGCUUGCAGGCACAAAUAUGAAAAUCAUGCAGUGUAUGGCAGUCACUAAUACCUACAAACUAGAAUAUAAAUUGUAGCAGUGUUUGUUUACAAUGACACAAAUCAGUAAAAUCAUACCCUGGUCUUAUAGAAGUUCGACAGAGUGUAUAUUACCCGCAUCGAAGAAAAUGUUGUACUUUUCGGUCUGUUAUAAUUUCAGUAAAAAAAAACAUUGAAAAACACUUUUUUUUAAAUAUCUGCCCAAUUAGGUAGAGAAACAGUAUAUUGAAUUGCAAGAAACCGCAUCAAAGGUUUGGGAAACAUGAGUUUCCAAAGAUAUAAUUGACGUUCUUCUUAACAUGUCCGUUUUACCCCCACCUCGCCUAUGUUUUUUUAGCGUGUUAUUUGGCUAAUAAAAAAGUGACGCAAGAAAUACUACAUUGAGACGGCGAAGUUCCUUUAGGAGCGUUAGUGCCAUUCAAGAAGAAGAUGUGCAGCUGAACUGUAUACUUGUGAAAGCAGAUUGCUUUGGGCUGAAUGGAUGAAUAUAACGAAAAUAAUUGGAGAAAAAUAAAAAAGAUAACGAUAUUAUCAUUCAUAAGAAAAAUGCACGAAAACGUGGCUUAUUUUGUUAAUGUAUGCUUAAUACUGAAUUUAAAAUUAAGAUUUGAUUUUUGGGAAAAUUUCAAAUUUUUUUUUAUUAUUUUUUUUUCAAUUCAUGUGUAAUAUUUACAUACUUUCUGUUUAUCAGAAAAAUAAUCCCAGGAUAACCAUUACCUGGGAUUUUUUCUCUAGUUGAACUAUUAUUCAAUAUGACAUUUAAUGGAUUCAAGGUUGAAUCCCAACAGAAAAUAUUAAAAACUACGCGAACUAGUAAUUAUUACAUACAGCAUUGUCCGGUUAAAAACAUAUUUUUACACACAGUUUGCAAUUUUCAAAGAAGACGCUCUUUUUCUUUUCCCAGUAAUUAACAAAAAAUGAUACAAAUACAAAUUAGAAAUUGUCCUAUCUAAUCUAACGAUAUCAAUGCCAGGACAUGAAUAACUGUGAUGCUUCCUAUGAAUAUUAGGUUUCAGCUAACGUUCAAUGUUGAAAAACAGUUCAAAUGAACUGGUUCACUGGUUAACGGUUAACGACUGAGCCGUUCCUCAAAGUGAACUGCUUUUCCUAUCUCCACUCCAUGGUCAGGGUUCCUUAUUCGUUCUCACAUGUUUUUCCGUGAUGGACAAGGUGAGUCGAUGUAUAUUAAAAAUUAUUGUACAUUUACCGAUGGUAAACACUUAUCAGAAUCAAAGGAGAGGAGGUGACUUUGAAAAUGGUGACACUCCAUUAUCCCCAAAGUUUCGUUUCGGAUAUCUUAUCAAAAAGUACUAACGGUUUUAUUUAGUCCGCUACACUUCAUAGCAAUCGACUUGUCCAUUCCCCUUUCCCUUCCCUAAAAAAUAAACAGAGAGUUGGGAUCGGUUCACUACAGAAUCCACACAAAUUUCAAAAGGGAACACUCGCGGUCACAAGAUAUCUAAUCUGCAUCAUCUGGCUAUAUAAUUAUUACGAGCCUCCACUGGCAAUGUUUCAGGCAAGGUCAAUAUCGCCGACGCAAGCUGGCUAUUUAAUCUCGAGUUUAAAAAUUCACUGUAAGAAGAUGGUUUCUUCCCGUAUUCAGCUAAAUUAAAUAAACUAAAGAAAAAAGGCGACCGAUCGAGUCAUAUUUCUGUUGGGACAGAAGGAUUUUUAUGUACAUUUAUGAAUACAAGAAAACCAGAGAAUGUCAAAUGUUUGAAGUUCCAAUCAGUUCAUAUAACAAAUGGUUUUUCUAGAGCCACCAUGUGGGGGAUAUUGAAUGAGUUAAAUUUACGAAUUUCAGAACAGUUAGAAAAUCUCCUCAAAGUCCUACGUCAAGUUUCCGUCCGUGCCUCUAGGCUCAGACCCUCCUACUUUUUCUGAGCGGUUGUUUCUGUUGCAGAUGUUUUCUGGGGCGAUUUAUUCAGGCGCGUCCACAUUAUGCCGAAUGAUGCCGAUCGGCCAGUACCAGGCGGCAUAUUCGUUGUGUAUGUGUGUGUGUGGAAACGGAUUGGGGGUACCUUCUAUUGCUCAAUCAAGCUCUUCUUGCGUUUGGCACGGAUCCUCACCGAGCAAUAACAUCAAUUCAGUGUUCCAUUCCAUUCAUGUGCCUUUCGUGUGGUUUCAUGGAAUUGAAGCUUGUAUGUACUAACGCUCUUCAUCGCCCUUUCUGAUUUUUUAAAUCUCUAUGAAUCAUCUAUGAAAAUGCACUACUGUAUCCAAAGAAUUUUCAUAUAUUGUUAGAAUUUUACUUAGUUCCUCAAAAAAAAAAAAACUUAAGCGUUUACAAAGAGAGAAAAAUCCAGGUAACGGGUGUCACCGAUUGUGAAACGCGAAGCAAAAUUCUCUAUUUAUAGAAUUACUACAAUAAACAGAACACAUUCUUAACUCCAGGCCCUCCCUCCUCUCUCAUUCGUACAUCGUAUAUUAUAUUCAGCUAAUUGAGUAACACUUAUCAUCAAGUAUAGCGUACGCAUUUUUAUAAUUAUUAUGAGUACACUUAGUAACCUAACACAACUCCUACUAGGCAUAGUAAACAGCCAGGACAAAUCGCAAAAAAAAAGGAAAUGCGAUAGUGGGUACAUGUAUUCACUAGGAAGUAUGCAGUGCUUGUAAAUCAGCCAACACAAUUUAAACCAAUUAGUGCAGUGAAUGAACUAUAGGUGCCGUUUUGUCCCUAACACCACUUGUUUCACACAUUAGGACUGCGUUUCCGGUUUAGUUCAUUUUGGAUGUGUGUACGUAAGUUUACCAAUAUGAAGAAACAAAACACAAGUAGCUAGCAUCUAGACUUUCCGGUCAAGGUAGGCAUGACUCUCCGAAACCCCCUCCCUGUCGACCCACCCGAGCGCAACAAACAUAUUUUGGUUUUGUGCGUGAGAAAUUAUGCAAAGCAGGCUCUGUAAUAUUUACAAAGCCACACCGUAACCAUACCUACCACGUUGAAGCCGCACCGCGCCUACCUUGAUUCUGUAACUGAGGAUGUGAACUACCUUUAAAACCACAAACAGAUGUACACGAGCAAAGCUAACCUGAUGCAUGUUGCGAGCGAUACAAACAACAUGAGUAACAAAUGGAGAGUGGUGGUGAACAUGUUUAACAAACAAACAAACACAAACAAAACAAACAAACAAACAAACAAAACAGAGCAUCUAACCAGUGUUACGUCAAGUUAUUAUGAAAACAAACAAAUAAACCAACAAAAAAUACCUACACAAGUGACAAAAGUUUGAAAUAUACAAAUAUAAGUAGGAGCAGAUGAGUUAGGCAGUCUCAGAGGCAAAUAGGAAGCUGGAUUUUUUGAAGAGAUUACAAAAUAUACGGAGUUUAGCAGAGGUGUUAGAUAAGAGAUAAACAACAGACGGUGUAUAAAAGUUGCAUGUUUAGAUGGUUAAAAAAAGGGAACCUUUUCUGAGCAUUGUUUCUAGUUUUGUUCAUAGCUUUCUGAAAUAUAUAAAAUGCAAGGCAGAGGAAAAAACAACAUAAUGUCAUAAUUUGCUCAAGCCGACUGCAUAACAACUGAGAAAAAAAACCCGGUCACUACCAUUUUGGACUAAGACUUUGCUCCGUUCGAAGCAGAUCAUUCAAUAUUUUGUUUUUGUGCCCCCCUCAUUAAUAGUAACAAAUAAUAGUAACAACGUAGGUGAAAGUAAACAUAAAACCAGCGGCAGCGAAGCAAGAUAAACGAAACUGAAAAUAAAAAUAAUGACUGAUUUAGUUUUCUAAACCCAACCUCGUAGCGAGAAGAAAUACGAAAACACACACACACAUACAAACAUACAUACACACAAAUAUUGAUUCCUAUCUCUGAUUGAAUGAGAACCAUUUCCAAACUUUAGGUGCCAUUUUAUAUACAGCGCAUUUUUAUACACUGGCCACGUUUAAAGUAGCAAAUCCUAUUUUUUCCCAACAAGCAAAAAAAAAAAAUUAACGAAAAUCCCUUCCCGUUUCGUUGAGUAUCAUCUUUAACCCGAUAUUCGGAUCGGAGUGGGAGAAAACCGGAUGGAAAAACAAACACACACACUAUAUUGAUUCGCUUUUUGCGUAGAAAACAUAAAAUUUCCAAAUAAACAGAAAGGGCGGACAGAUCCCUUCAGAAUGGUCUCUGCCACACCCACAAAAACCAAGUGAAUUACAUAAGAAAACCCAGUGAAGUAGUUCUUAGUUUGUAAGACGAGUUAAAAAAAGGCAGAGAAAGCAAACACAAGCCGAUAAGUUGUAUGAUAUGAAUUAUAAUUUUCUACCUCAUUUAUUUAGUAACUUUUUUUAUGUGGAAUAAUAUAAAAAAACGAAUGAAAAAUACAAAAAAAACACACACCAUGUGAGAAAAAAAUAUUUUUAAGUCACAAAUGAAAAGAAGGAAAAAAAAACAUUUACUAUUAAAACGAUACUAUUAAGGUAAGAAUUCUCAAAAAGAGGAGAGAGUAAACCGUUCGAACGUUUUCAGUUCAACGAACGAAAAGCGAUGAUUUGUUUCCACCCGUUCAGUGAGAUUACGUUCUGUAACCACCACCAAUAAACCAAACCAAACAACAAACAAACACACACAACUAGAAAUGUACCAACCACAACUGUGAAUUCGGCGAAACGAAGCAAAAAUUUGGAACGCACCAACAAAACCCAAAACUGUGGUCAUCGCGAACAACAAUUGCAGUCAAACAAUGUGAAAGCACUGAGUUAAGAAAGAAUAAAAAUGGGAACCCAGAAACACAUUGAAAGGGAUAAAUAAAUAUAUUUUGAGAAAAACUUUAAAAUUAAGCAAAGUAAGAACGAAAGAAAAUCUUUCCAAAAUCGGAACGGCGCGCGACGAUGAGAACUAAAAAUUUGUGAUCAAUUGCUUGGCAGUUACUAAAUUAACAAUUGGAAGAAAAGAUUUUAAAAGAAGAAAUUAUCUUAAGAAGAAACAUUGUUAGGAUAAGCUAACAAAAACUAAAACAGCUACUAUUUGAGGUUUUUUUACGGGCUACAUUUCGGUUGUCAUAAGGUAUUCAGUUUGGGUUUUGCGUUACAUCUCUAUGAACUAACUAAAAAAAUGAUUAAUCACACGUAAGUCGAACUGAACGCAAACGAUGAGAAAUGAUGAAA